Molecule: messenger RNA, 567 nt
Organism: Phaeodactylum tricornutum CCAP 1055/1
Lineage: Eukaryota; Bacillariophyta; Bacillariophyceae; Surirellales; Neidiaceae
Exons: 1
Coding region: 1-567 (188 amino acids)
Source: RefSeq, a predicted model, not a curated record
AUGGUAGUAGCGUUCGCUCCGUAUUACCAUGCGUCCCCGGCGGCACGUUCCGUGACAUCAGAAAUUAUUCGAAGGCUUCCAAUGGACUAUUCCCAGUCUUUCUGGAUAGCUCAGCAGUCUACCGUUGUCGAACCAGUACUACCAUCGGGAUCGACGUUUGAACCGGUAAUUCCGGAAAUGUCAACAUUAGCUGGUUUUGGUUCAAUCGUGGUACUCUGCAUCCUUGCUUGCUACGUUUGGGCAAAUCAGGUCGUUCCCGUCUCCCGCACAAAUCUUGCGAUCUCCAAGAAAAAUGGGGAAGUCAGGAUGUAUCUGGACGAACUUCGAGACGGAGCCAGUAACACAACCGAGGCCAACGACGGAAGAGAAUUUGAGCGCUGGAUGUUUACUGAUUGGCUGGAAAAACCGGCGGGCAAAGGAGGGCGGCAAAAAGAACCAGCCAUACCGGUACUCAAGGAUGCCAAGUGGAACUCGGGCGAUAAUCCCGUACUAGCUGCAUCAGCUUUGAUUGGAGCGGGGGUAAUAUUCACCGCCUUGACGGAACGCGUAGUCUCUCUAAUUCCCUAA